AUGGAAUUUGAAAAGCACUGGAUUGGGCGCGGAACUUUUAGUGAUGUUUUUGAAUUGGUUGGCCAUCAUCCGCCAGCUGUUCUAAAAUUGAUUCAUUGUGCAACAGAUGCUCAGCGAAACGUCUAUGAAAAGGAGUAUGAAACGUUGAAGGAAUUAGAGCAUCCAAAUAUUGUUGGAUAUAUUCGAAGGGAACAAAUUGACGAAUAUCGAUUUGGAAUCAUUAUGGAAUAUUGUCAAUUGGGAAAUCUAAAAAAGUUGGUGUUUGAUCCAACCCUCAUCUACACAAUGCACACCGUCGCUUUUUGGGGAGAGCAACUAUUUGGAGCUCUCGAUUACAUGUAUCGAAAGCAUAAAGUCAUUCAUCGAGACAUCAAACCAGAAAACAUCUUCGCCGCAGAGGAUUGGACACUGAAAAUUGGGGACUUUGGCUCGAUAAAAAUGAUUGAACAAACAUGCACUGGGACUUUUGCGGGAACACAGCGCUACAGAAGUCCCCCGCAACUCGAUGAAAAUAGGGAAAGCUGGGGACAAAUGGAUACCAGUUUACAAGAUUCGCAUCGAAAUGACGUUUAUAGCCUUGGGCUAAUUCUCUGGGAAAUCAUCCAAAGGAGGACGGUGUUUACUGAAUACGACGUGAAAAGUGGUGGUUUCAAUCGAGAGCUUUUUUGGUCGACAUUGUUC
Mesorhabditis belari is the source of this 681-nucleotide messenger RNA. Lineage: Eukaryota; Metazoa; Nematoda; Chromadorea; Rhabditida; Rhabditidae. The record is from the annotation of a GenBank genome assembly.